This is a messenger RNA of Schizophyllum commune H4-8, 1775 nucleotides long. RefSeq lists its product as uncharacterized. Bases 116 to 1732 code for a protein of 538 amino acids. The record is from RefSeq and is a predicted model, not a curated record. NCBI's taxonomy places the organism in Eukaryota, Fungi, Basidiomycota, Agaricomycetes, Agaricales, Schizophyllaceae. The transcript is spliced from 2 exons.
CACUCAUCAUCCGCGCGUCGCGCAUCGCAAGUUACUCGUAUUGGCGCGAAGGACGGGUCUUGUCUAGUGAGAUCUCGCUUCCUACUACAUAACUCUGUCACGCAACGUGUUUGCCAUGCAGAUCCUGCAAGACCAACCUCGUGUUAUCUCUCUCUGCGAACGCUGCGAUUAUGCUCUGGAAAGCCGUACCGGACACCCAGACCUCAACACUAAUGCCCGCUCAUCAUGCACUCCUGCAAGUGCCGCUGAGCAUGACGCACUCCUCGCCAGUCUCUCGCAAGUAAAUCAGAAUAUCGGCGACUGCGACUCAGCGAUCGAGCGCCUGCGCCAGAAAUCUGAACAGAUCAGCCAACAGCGACGGCUGCUCUUUUCUGCGGCAGCGGAUAUAACUACCCUCCUCUCGCCCCUGCGCAGAUUGCCUUCUGAGAUUCUCGCUGAAAUCGCUCGGUUUACCCUCCCGCGCCACUGGUUCGAAGGCAGGAUCGGGAGAUAUCCGUGGGCCUUCACGCAGGUCUGCCGCAGCUGGCGGGCUGCAGCGCUUGAUAUGCGCUGGGUGUGGUCGCGCAUUCGUCUGCCGUUGGGGUAUUAUAGCUGGCCGAAGGGUGAUGGAAAGGCUCUGACCGAGAUCGUGAAGACAUAUCUGGAGCGCUCGGGGCAGUAUCCGGUCGCGCUGCUGGAUGUCAAUGCACCGAACAUGUACGACGGCCUGCGACUGGCCCUGCAGGAGCACGCGUGGCAUAUCGGGACUCUGGAGGCGACUUUUCACGACGGCAAGCUACCCUUCGAUGCGCCGCUCCCCGCUCUGAAGGAGCUGAUCAUCCGCGAUGGUGACAUCUGCGGACUCGUUGCGCCCAAUCUGGUCGUCGUUGAAAUUUGCCUUGUCUGCAACACCAUCGAGCUCCCUUGGGCAAACCUCCGCGCGCUCAUGAUGUCGUUCAUGAUGGACUUUUCUGAGAUUUCCUUUCUGAGACCUUGUUUGCGAUUGGAGGUACUGAGCCUGCUUGCGGACGAAGGCGUAGCUCGCGAUGUCCUCCCGCUAUCGCAGCCUCUUCUCUUCCCAUUGCUUCACACGCUGGAACUUGGGGGCGCGUCCAUCCUCUUCGGCCCUCACAUCUAUGCUCCUGCCUUGUCGCACGCAGUGCUCAACAUGAUGCGCCGCGAUUGGAGAGGCGAAGGCUGGUACAACAAGUUAUGUCAGUCUUACGAGAUACUCCUUUCCGGCCUGCUCGCCUCUGUGGCCUGCAUAACGCUUCGAAAUCGAAAUGGGGUUACCGAUGACACGGAUCUUCUGCGCAGGAUACUCUGCAUGCCGAAGACGCUGCGCAAAGUCGCUUUCGUGGAGGAAACACUCGGCAUCGAUCGGCAACGCAUUCCUGCAACCAAGCAAGCUUGCCUCGAGAUGCUUAGCUACAAGGCAGAUAAGCCGUCCUUCGCCGAACUAGGCGAAGUGGAAAUAGUCACUGCGAGGAGGGUUCAUUGGACGGACAAGGACGUGGCAUGUGUACGUCAUCUGCUGGAGUCUCGCAGUGCUUCGGCCAAGGCGGGAUGUCUCCCUUUGAAGAGAUUCUUCGUAUGCAUGCCUAACGUGCUCAGAUGGCCUGCCGAAUUCAGCGACAAAAGCGAAGGCUGGGCCGGUGUAACGAACUCCGAGGGGAGGCGCAUUUUGGACAUCUACUCUUCAGACCCUGAACAGUGGAUUGGACCAUUUAGGGCGGGGGAUUACCUACAAUAGCUACACGUGUAGUUGCUUGCAAUUCAUCUUUUCCAAAUUCAAC